AUGCUCCGAUUAGGGGUAACGGCUCUUGCCUUCGUGGCUCUGGCUCGCGGCGCACCAGUAUCAAAGGCGGAAAGGGUGCUCAAGCAAAGGCAAUUUCAGAUUGGACCUACUCCCACGGUGAUAUGGGGCGGCACUACCCCAACAGCUAUCCCAACUAGCGGUCCAGGUACUCUUCCCCCUAUUACAGGUGGACUGAAUCCUCCUCCACGGAGAGAGGACACCGGACCCGUGCUUGGAGGGAGUGAUUCAGCUCUUAAGGCCCAUAUCACUUCGCUGGAACUUGAGUAUGAGUUCUACGUCCAACAAUAUGGGAAGAACCCCCCGGAAUUUGUCACCAAGCGAGAAAAGGAGAUCGAGUUAGAGCUCAAAAAAUACGGCAUCACCAUCAUACAAACACCAGAUGGAACUUCCACAACUAUCACUUUUGGAAAAGUCAAAAGACAAGACAGCACUGGCCCAACUCUUGGCGGUAGUGAUCCAAGUGCUUUGAAGGCUCAUAUCAUUUCGCUCGAGCUCGAGUAUGAGUUCUACGUCCAACAGUAUGGAAAGAAUCCGCCAGCACCUAUUACGCAGCGAGAGAGGGAGAUUGAGAAUGAGCUCAAGAAGUACGGUAUCACCAUCAUCCAAACCCCAGAUGGGACAUCGACCACCAUAACAUUCGGAAAGGUCAAGAGAGAAGAUGCUCUUGUCGGAGGUGGAGGGUAUGGCGCCGCGUCUUUUGACCUAGCUGGUCUUGAAAAGACUCUUGAAUCAUUAUGGGACAAGUAUGGUCCAAACCCUCCACAUGAUGUAUAUGUCAUCGAAGAAAAAAUCAAACAUGUCCUCCUUGCUUAUGGAGUGACCAUUGUCCAGUCGCCAGAGGGUACCUCAACAACACUCUAUCCCUCUACGAAGCGGUCAUCUCCAAGCUACGAUAUCGAAAGCUUGGAAGUCAUCCUUGGGACGUUGCUCCAAAAGUACAAUGGUGAACGCCCACCUCUUGCUGACUGGUUGGUCAUCCAGCACAUUGGGGCCGUUCUCAAGUCCUAUGGUACAUCAAUCGAGCAGUCUCCAAGUAGCACCGUCACCAUCACCAAGCCCAGUGACAAACGUGAUGGCGUUAUCAAGGUUGGUGAUAGCGUUAAUGUUAUUGCGCUUCAAGCCCUCCUGGCUCUUCUUGAGGCUACCUACGGCACUGCCCCUCCUCGCGACAUUUUUCUUAUUGAGCAAACUAUUGUCAUUAUCCUCAAGACGCAGGGCAUCAUCAUCCCUGGGUUUCCCAUUCCUGGUGGUGCCAUUACCCCGGAUCCGACAAUCCCUGGUGGUGGAAUCACUCCUGACCCUACCAUUCCUGGGGGUGGAUUGAAUCCUAGCACCAAGAGAACGAGCCCCAAGUUCGACGUUGAAGGACUUCAGGCUGCUCUAGCUCUGCUUGGGGAUCAGUACGGUGCUUAUGGCUCAGGCACGAUCCCAAUGUCUGUCUUCAUCAUCAUGCAGAACGUCGUUACCAUCCUUCAGGCCGAAGGAGUUACGGUUCCAGCUUGGCCCAAUGUUGGAGGAGGCUCUACAACCAUUGGGCCUUCGACCUAG
Molecule: messenger RNA, 1569 nt
Organism: Truncatella angustata
Lineage: Eukaryota; Fungi; Ascomycota; Sordariomycetes; Amphisphaeriales; Sporocadaceae
Exons: 1
Coding region: 1-1569 (522 amino acids)
Source: RefSeq, a predicted model, not a curated record